Molecule: messenger RNA, 699 nt
Organism: Seminavis robusta
Lineage: Eukaryota; Bacillariophyta; Bacillariophyceae; Naviculales; Naviculaceae
Source: the annotation of a GenBank genome assembly
AUGGGUGGCUACAAGGGGCCUCGAAAAGUGUCUUUGGGAGGUAUAGGGCGCACCCCCGAAACAGAUGUGCUCUUGACAAAAGUUCUGGCCUCUUGCCCAGCGCUGGAGGAACUGGAGGUGUAUGCUUUUUCCCCCGAUUCGGCAUCAAUUGAGGUGAACCACCAAUCGUUUGUACUCCUGCUUCAGCAAGUCAAGGUUCGCAAGCUUUUCCUGUCGUGCGACGUGGACAAUGACUACAACUUGGAAAACAUCUUCCACCCUUUGAAAGACAACCACUUCCUGGAGGAACUGUCUAUCGACCUCCGUCUUCCGGCCACAGUGUGGAUGUUUGACGGUGGGUACACGCCGGCUGACGCCAUCUCACCCACAGGGUGGGAUUGGCUCUGUUACAGUCUCUGCCAGGUACUCUGCGGCAUUCUGGAAGAAUCGAACAUGACAUUGAAGAAAGUCGGCUGGUGUGAGAACGGGAAUUCCCCGUCUCGCCUCUACAAAGACGCAAUGGAUCCUGCUCGUUAUUUGGCAGCCCUCAAUUUCUUCGGACGCGGCCAAGUGCGACGUGGCGAAUGCGAGAACAUUGGGGAUCUACUUGCUGCUGCAAAAGUUGAGAUUAUGCACGACGACACCACAUAUGGAUUUGGGUUUGCUUCCAUUGGGUAUGGGUUGCUCCGCGAAUCUCCAUCAUUGUGGGCGCAAGUUUGA